CCGGCCGCCAUGUUUUUUGGCCGGCCCUGACUGUGGCUACCCCGGUGGAGGAAAUGGCGGGGGCGCCCGGGUCUCUUGGCCUAGGCUAAGGAGGCAGCGCGGCGAGGGGAGAGGCGGGGAAAAAUAAAAGAGAAGCCUGGCUGUCGGCGGCCAUGGCGUCCAGCAGUAACUGGCUGUCCGGUGUGAAUGUCGUGCUGGUGAUGGCCUACGGGAGCCUGGUUUUUGUACUGCUGUUUAUUUUUGUGAAGAGGCAAAUCAUGCGCUUUGCAAUGAAAUCUAGAAGGGGACCUCAUGUCCCGGUGGGACACAAUGCCCCCAAGGACUUGAAGGAGGAGAUCGAUAUUCGGCUGUCCAGGGUUCAGGAUAUCAAGUAUGAACCCCAGCUUCUCGCAGAGGAUGAUGCAAGACUCCUACAGCUGGAAACCCAGGGAACUCAGAGUUGCUAUAACUAUCUGUACAGGAUGAAAGCCCUGGAUGCCAUCCGCGCCUCUGAGAUCCCAUUUCAUGCUGAAGGCCGCCAUCCCCGCUCACUAAUGGGCAAGAAUUUCCGCUCCUACUUGCUGGAUCUGCGCAACACUGGCACUCCUUUCAAGGGUGUUCGGAAGGCCCUCAUUGAUACCCUGCUGGAUGGAUAUGAGACAGCCCGCUACGGAACGGGGGUCUUUGGCCAGAGUGAGUACCUGCGGUACCAGGAGGCCCUGAGUGAGCUGGCCGCUGUGGUCAAGGCACGAACUGGAAGCUCCCAGAGGCAACACCUGUCUGCAGCCAAAGAUCUAACUCAGUCUCCUGACGCGUCCCCAAGCACCAUCCAGGUCACGUACCUCCCCUCCAGUCAGAAGAGCAAACGCGCCAAGCACUUCCUGGAGUUGAAGAGCUUUAAGGACAACUAUAACACACUGGAGAGUACUCUGUGAUGGGAUUGACGGCCUCCACAGAUGGAGCAGGAGACGCCAGCAGCAGCCCGUGGGUCGUCAGGCUCAGCAGACCCAGACUGUGUCAGCCACAGCUGUUGUGUCCAGAGUUCUUGAUUUGAGUCUUAUCUGAAAGGUCAUUGCCCAACCCUUUCUUACAGACAUUUUCAAAAUAAUCAGCUAAGAUUUUUAUUAUCCCCCAGUAGUACUUUUUUUCUGGGGGAGGGGGUGGAUUCAGAUGUUAUUCUUGAUAUUUCUGUCAAAGAGUCCUUAAAAUCUUUUUGUUUUUAGUCAUUGUUCACCUACCCUAUUAGGGGCUGUUUAGUUCCAAAGGUGAGAGUUGAGUGAGCUGUCCUUCAUAUUUUCCCCCUUGCACUUAAUUGAAUGUAGAAAUUGGGUUUAGGAUAUUUCCGUUGAUUGGUGAAGUCAGGCAGGACAUGCUGGGCAGGAGGUCAGGAAGUGGGUGGAAUGUCUUCCUCUGGCACUCCACUUAGGCCAGGAUGCACGGAAGCACUGGCACGAACUAACUGAAGUGCCAGGGUCUCUUCUGCCUUCUGCACUCAGCACUUUGCUCUGAGUACGUGGAGUAAAAGGGACCGUGUUGAUACCUGGCAUAAUCUAUGACAAGACAGAAGACAGCGUGAAGGAAUGGUUUCCCCUGUAAGUCAGGCAUUACUCUCGGUUUAUAAUAUUUAAUAAAGGUGAAUGCUGAAAAGACAA
Jaculus jaculus (lesser Egyptian jerboa) is the source of this 1631-nucleotide messenger RNA. RefSeq names its product chromosome 19 C1orf43 homolog (gene Ltap1). The record is from RefSeq and is a predicted model, not a curated record. Lineage: Eukaryota; Metazoa; Chordata; Mammalia; Rodentia; Dipodidae. Gene Ontology annotation, biological process: phagocytosis. The transcript has 7 exons. The coding region runs from base 153 to 914 and encodes 253 amino acids.